Molecule: messenger RNA, 3007 nt
Organism: Nicotiana tabacum (common tobacco)
Lineage: Eukaryota; Viridiplantae; Streptophyta; Magnoliopsida; Solanales; Solanaceae
Source: RefSeq, a predicted model, not a curated record
UCACAAGUUUUCCCCUUUGGCGCCAAAUUCCUCUUCCACUAUCAGUCUCCAACUCUCUUUCACCAGUCACCGGCGAGAUUUCCUCCGGCGAAGAAAACCCUAGCGAGCUUUCAAUCGCGGUUUUCUCGCCGACUAAUUUCUUCAAUUCCUCCUUCGUUCUCUACGCCUCACUUUAAUGUCGGAACGUGGCGCUAAACGCGCCAAAAUCACCAGGGGAGAAGAUGAUUAUAUGCCAGGAAACAUAACUGAGAUUGAGCUUCAUAACUUCAUGACGUUCAGCAAGUUGACAUGCAAACCGGGCUCCCGAUUAAAUCUUGUAAUUGGACCAAAUGGCUCUGGAAAGAGUUCUCUAGUCUGUGCGAUAGCACUUGGUCUUGGUGGUGAGCCUCAGCUUUUGGGGAGGGCUUCUAGUAUUGGAGCAUUUGUAAAACGCGGGGAGGAGUCAGGGUACAUCAAGAUUUCCUUGAGAGGGGAAACCAAAGAGGAACAGUUAAUUAUCACGCGGAAAAUAGAUACACGGAACAAAUCUGAGUGGAUUUUUAAUGGAAAAGCUGUGCCAAAGAAGAACGUAACUGAUAUAAUUCAGAGGUUCAAUAUCCAAGUCAACAAUUUGACUCAAUUUCUACCUCAAGACAGGGUUUGUGAAUUUGCAAAGUUAACUCCUGUUCAACUCCUUGAAGAGACUGAAAAAGCUGUGGGUGAUCCUCGGCUACCAGUCCAGCAUGGAGAUCUUAUUAGCAAGAGUGAGGAGCUGAAGAAGUCUGAACGAACUGUGAAGAGCGGCAGAGAGACAUUGGAUCAGUUGAGGGAAGUCAAUUCUCAACUUGAAAGAGAUGUCGAGCGUCUCCGUCAGAGAGAGCACCUCCUAGCACAGGCUGAAACCAUGAAAAAGAAAUUGCCAUGGCUGAAGUACGAUGCUAAGAAGGCUGAGUUUCUGGAAGCCAAAAGCCAAGAACAAGAUGCCAAAAAGAAGCUGGAUGAAGCUGCUGAGAGUUUGAAUGAACUCAUGGAACCUAUAGAGGAAAAGAAGCAAGAGAAAGCAGAACGAGAUGCUAAAUGCAAAAAAAUAAAUGGCCUGUUGGGUGACAAUGCCAACAAGCGUAUGAAACUUCUGGAUCAGGACAAUCGUUUGGAUGUUCAAGUGCGUGGAAAGUAUAAUGAAAUGGAUGACUUCAAGAAGCAAGAGGAAUCUCGUCAACUUAGAAUUUCGAAAGCUCAAGAAGAUCUUAGAACUGCCGAAUUGGAGCUUGCAAAUCUUCCUCCUUAUGAACCUCCUAGAGAUAAAAUUGAUGGUUUGGGUUCUAAAAUUUUGGAGCUGCAAGAUGCUGCAAGAGAACAAAGGUCUCAGAAAUCAGAAAUGGAGAGAUCCCUUGAUUGGAAUAGGACAGCAUUCAGGCAGUGCUCUGAUAAAUUGAAGGAGAUGGAGAAUGCAAACAACAAAAGAUUACGUGCUUUACAGAGUAGUGGUGUUGAAAAGAUAUUUGAAGCUUACAAUUGGGUUCAGGAGCAUCAACAUCAAUUUAAUAAAUCUGUAUAUGGUCCAGUUCUUCUUGAGGUCAAUGUUUCCAAUCGGAUUCAUGCAGAUUACCUAGAGGAUCACGUACCAUUCUACGCCUGGAAGGCCUUUAUAACACAAGAUGCAGCUGACCGUGACUUCUUAGUUAAAAAUAUGCGAUCAUUUAAUCUUCCUGUUUUAAAUGUAGCAGAUGAACGUCCGAGCCGUGUUCCCUUUAAAAUUACUGAGGAGAUGCGUAUGCUAGGCAUCCAUUCAAGGCUUGACCAAGUCUUUGACGCUCCUGAUGCAGUCAAAGAAGUUCUAAUCAACCAAUUUGGGCUGGAUUCUUCUUACAUAGGCUCACGUGAAACUGACAAGAGAGCAGAUGAGGCGUUGCAAUUGGGCAUCUUUGAUUUAUGGACCCCUGAAAAUCAUUACAGAUGGAAAAAAUCCAGAUAUGGUGGUCAUGUUUCUGGCACAGUUGAAUCAGUGGAACACUCUCGCCUUUUGCUAUGCAAUGUGGAUGCGGGGGAAGUUGAGAGGCUCAAGUCCCAGAAACUUAAGUUGGAAGAAGCCAUUUCUACAUUUGAAGAUAAUCUCAGGGCAGUUAAAAGUGAAUUGAAGAACAUAGAGGAUCAAGGUGCCAAACUCGAAAAGCAACGGGAAGAGAUUAUAAAUGAGUCACUACUUGAGAAGAAAAGAAGGCGUGAGAUGGAAGGCCGUGUCAGGCAGCGUGUGAUAAACUUGAAAUCUUUGGAAAGAGAGGAUGACCUGGAUAGUAUAGCUGCAAAGCUUAUUGACCAGAUUCAAGCUAUGAAGAUAAAGAGAUUUCAACUUGCAUUGGAACUCAAGAAUUUACUUAUUGAUGCUGUGGCUCACCGAAGAAAUUAUGCUGAACAUAACAUGGCAUCCCUUGAACUUGGGCUGAAGAUUAAAGAGAUGGAAGCUAAUGUGAAGCACCAAGAAAAAUUUGCUAUGCAAGCAUCUCUGCAUUAUGAGUACUGUAAGAAGGAGACAGAGGAAUGCCGACGGCAACUGGAAGCUGCCAAGAGGCAUGCAGAAUCAGUAGCCAUUAUAACUCCAGAACUAGAGCAGGCUUUUUGUGAGAUGCCAUCUACAAUUGAGGAAUUGGAAGCGGCUAUCCAGGACACCAUUUCUCAAGCCAAUUCCAUUCUUUUUCUGAACCAUAAUGUUCUAGAAGAGUAUGAAACACGUCAGAAAAAAAUAGAAUCUCUUUCAAAGACUCAAGAGAUGGAAGAAGAGAAAUUAAGCAACCUCAUUGAUGAAAUCAAUGCUUUAAAGGAAAGGUGGCUACCAACAUUAAGAAGUCUUGUUUCACAAAUCAACCAGACUUUUAGCCGCAAUUUCCAAGAAAUGGCUGUUGCAGGAGAAGUUUCAUUAGAUGAGCAUGACAUGGACUUUGACAAAUAUGGGAUACUAAUUAAAGUCAAAUUCAGGUAAUUACGGCUCUGAUUCCCCCUUACUUACUUGAUUAAUUGAGGUUUUGUUGCC